Molecule: messenger RNA, 2486 nt
Organism: Polypterus senegalus (gray bichir)
Lineage: Eukaryota; Metazoa; Chordata; Cladistia; Polypteriformes; Polypteridae
Gene: vrtn
Product: vertebrae development associated
Exons: 3
Coding region: 210-2264 (684 amino acids)
Biological process (GO): regulation of transcription by RNA polymerase II
Cellular component (GO): chromatin
Source: RefSeq, a predicted model, not a curated record
CUUGCUUUAUCUGUAGACAAAAAGAAGCUGGUGAUUGACAAUUUCCUGGAGGGAGGAACCUCCGACACCAUUUCAAAUCCCCAAAUCGACAGUCCGGUCGUCCCACUUGCCAAACUGAUCCUUGAGUUCGAAGAGAGAGACAGCGGUCUGAAUUUACAAGCGUCUCAGGUACUGGUGCGAGUCUGGAGGAGGAAGGACUCAAGCGAGGGAUGAUUCAGAGACUUGAGGUGGUGCAGUCGGUACUUGGGGACCUGCAAGAAGCUACAGAAUGCACUGGUCUGAAAAAACUCGUUGGUGUGGCCCGGGAUGCAGAAACGGCUCUGUCUCUGUUCCAUCUUCCAGACAGCCAUGGCCAGAGUAUUCCAGAGAAGAUUGAUGUAGACCCUGUUGCUAAAAGCCUUUACCCAGAAGAUGCUCCCAGUGAUAUGCUCCCACUGGCAUGUAAGGGUGAUGGCAACCUACUCUUUGAUGUUGCCAGCAUUCUUCUGGUGGGUAACACCAGCCUCAGCCUGGAGCUGCAAGUCAGAACAGUAGUGGAGAUGCUUCUUCGGAAACACUACUACUUGAAUGGCAUGAUCGACUCCAAAGUCAUGCUCCAGGCAGCCAAAUUUUCUCUCUGCACAGAGGAGUCUGCUGAGAAGAUGAAUCUCCCAAUGGCUGUGCUGGAGGCUAUUUUUGAUGCUGACGUCAAAGCCACCUGCUUUCCUGGCACGUAUGCCAACAUGUGGCAUAUUUAUGCCCUGGCAUCUGUCCUGCAAUGCAAUAUCUAUUCCAUUUACCCAAUGUACAACCUGAAGAUUCGUCCAUAUUUCAACAGACUGAUUCGACCCAGGUCUCGCCCUCCGGACUCCUGCAUGGCAACUUUGCAUAUCAUGUGGUCAGGAGAGCUACAGUCACAGUCUGUGUUCAAGCCUCAGCACUUUUUACCUGUUGUGCAGAUUGGGAUGCUUCAUACUGAAGGUGAGGAUCAGGGUUGUGCCUCGCCACUCAAGACCCUAGAGCUUUUGAGCCAGGACCCUCAGAUAUCUUACUCCAGCCUCAAGGACCGAUAUAACAUUACCAAGAGCACAUUCUACAGGUGGAAACGACAGACUCAAGAGCACCGAAAGAAGUCAGCCACCCGCUAUGAGGCCAAACACUUUUUGCAGAUGUGCUUCUUAGAAGGCAACCUGUUGCCUCUCAAUCAAUUUAAGGAGUUUUUUCCUGAAAUAUCCCGUUCCACAUAUUACGCCUGGAAACAUGAACUGCUGCAGAUGGGUGACUCGGUGGUCCCGGUCGGUGGCAAACACCUGGAUGAGUUGGAGCCAGAAGACUACUCGCCUCAAGGAAAGGACAGCCCCAAUGUUCAAGUUGGCCAGCCCCAGCAGAAUAUGCAGUUGAUGGUUGGAGAGAAGCUCGCUGGUGACCGAGCCCAGAAUUUUGCAUAUAUGCAGGAAGCCAAAAGACGUUUGCAGCAGUGUAUCGCUAUGAACAACCUGCUUCCAUACAGACACUUUAAAAAGAGUUUUCCUGGAAUUUCCAGGUCUACCUACUAUAACUGGCGGAGAGAGGCUCUUCUGGCAAACCCUGGCUUUAAAGAUGCUUUAGGAAGUAGUGAAGACAGCUUAGAUGCAGAGAAAAUGCCUAUUCCUAAUGGCCAGACCUCCACUGCAAUUUUGGGAUCAUCUUCUCCCGUUUGUGAUUUCAAGCCUCGUCGUCCGGUAGAAACAAACUCCCACAUGCUGUCAAAUGAGAGGAAAAAGAUGAGGGAUAGGGCUAAGAAAUUUGUCAGGCAGUUGAAUGUAUCCUUCUCAACGUUCAGGGUGAAGUUCCCAUCUAUUUCCCCAUCUUUCUUUUGGCUUUGGAAAAAGAGUAGUGCAGCCAAGACAUCUAAUAAAAGCUUGGACUGGAGCUUGGGCUUGGGUUUGUCACUUCUCAGCCCGUCACCUCUGUGUGAGCCCUCAAUGACGGAUAAUAGGGCCCUAGCACCCUUGUCAAAAGGCAAUGGGCAACUCGCUAAAAGCCCCCUUAGCCCCUACAAUGCCACUAUUUCCUCCACCUAUAGCUUCCCAGAAGGGUGUGCAGAUGAACAGGUCUUUCUCAUGGAUGUUGUGGCCCUGGCCAACUUCAAGGCCAAAGCAAAGCUUUUCCUGCAGCAACGCUUUGAAGAAAAGGCCUUUCCAACCUUCAAGGAGUUCCGGUCUUACUUCCCGCUCACACCACGCUCCACUUACUACAUGUGGAAACGGGCUCUGCACCACGGCCUGUCGCUAGUCCACGCCUGAAGAGGUGUCUCGGCAUAUGCCUUCUCGUGCACAGAAUGAACUUUUUUUCAUAGUAUAAUAGUUUUGUACAUAUUUUUUUGGAAAACCUAAUGUAUUUCAGGGAUUAAAUAUUUGACUAUAAGCCAUAUGUCUAAGUUUGCUUUUUUUGAUGACCAGAAAUUCUACACUUUUUCAAAAAAUUUUUUUUCUGUAAAAUUUGAAAAGGAUAGCUGAUUUAUGUUU